Molecule: messenger RNA, 1398 nt
Organism: Pyrenophora tritici-repentis Pt-1C-BFP
Lineage: Eukaryota; Fungi; Ascomycota; Dothideomycetes; Pleosporales; Pleosporaceae
Product: SpoVK, ATPase AAA+ class
Biological process (GO): extraction of mislocalized protein from mitochondrial outer membrane
Cellular component (GO): mitochondrial outer membrane
Molecular function (GO): ATP hydrolysis activity; ATP binding
Source: RefSeq, a predicted model, not a curated record
AUGAGUUCGAAUAAGAAGAGUAGCCUCACGGGCUAUCUCCCCGAUAUCCUCAUGGCAGCUGCCGCACCAUUAAUAGCCUACUUUGUAAUCCGCAAUCUUCUCACUCGUCUCGACCCUGAAGCCCAGCAAAAAGAGGAAGCACGUGCCAAGGCCUCAGCUGCGACGCGCAAACUCGACGCCAUUCUAACGAGCAAACGACGGAAAAGCUAUGGCGAGUACGACAGCGAGGAUGACGACGAGACUGAACCACGGCAUCGACGGCCGCGGAUAGCGGACCUCAAUCUGAAUACGUAUGAGCAGACAAUUGCCAUGGAAGUUGUUGCGCCCGAGGAGAUUCCCGUGAGCUUUGAGGACAUUGGUGGCCUCGACUCAAUAAUCGAAGAACUCAAGGAAUCCGUAAUUUACCCGCUCACCAUGCCCCACCUAUACUCGCACUCGUCCUCGCUCCUCAGCGCACCUUCUGGCGUCCUUCUCUACGGUCCACCCGGCUGCGGAAAGACAAUGUUAGCCAAAGCGCUCGCACACGAAUCUGGCGCAUGCUUCAUCAACUUGCACAUCUCCACCUUGACGGAAAAGUGGUACGGCGACAGCAACAAACUCGUAAACGCAGUCUUCAGUCUCGCCCGCAAACUCCAACCUAGCAUUGUCUUCAUCGACGAGAUCGACGCCGUACUAGGCCAACGAAGAAGCGGCGAGCACGAAGCCAGCGGCAUGGUAAAAGCAGAAUUCAUGACCCACUGGGACGGCCUCGCAUCCAGCACCUCCUCGGGCACCUCAACCCCGCAACGCAUCUGCAUCCUCGGCGCCACAAACCGCAUCCAAGACAUCGACGAAGCCAUCCUACGCCGCAUGCCCAAAAAGUUCCCCGUCGCCCUCCCCUCAGCCAUCCAACGCCACAACAUAUUCUCCCUCAUCCUUCGCGGCACAAAAAUCGACACCGCAAACUUCGACCUCGACUACCUCGUCCGCAUCUCCGCCGGCAUGAGCGGCUCCGACAUCAAAGAAGCCUGCCGCGACGCCGCCAUGGGCCCUGUCCGCGAAUACAUCCGCCGGAAGAAGGCAGACGGCACAUUGCGCAGUAGUCGGGCGGUCGCGCAGGGUGAUGUGCGCGGGUUGCGGACGGAGGAUUUCUUUGGUAGGGGCAGGGGAUUGAGGGAUUUGGAUAGUUUGGAUGACACGAGGGAGGAGCUGAAUGCGAGGGUGAGGAGUAGGGUGCAUACGACUGAGGAGAGUGAGGAGGGUGACGAGGAUGAUGCGACGACGGAGAGUGGGACGACUGUUAGUGGGACUACGGGCACGGGCGUCGAUGGUGGGGUUAGCGAGCAUUCGUAUCGUCCUGCUGCUUCUGCUGCUGGUGCUGGUGUUGCGAAACGGGAGGAGGAUGUUGUUGUGAGGUAA